AUGGCCGACUCCGACGAGGAAUAUGUGGGCGAUGUAACAGAAGAUGAGGAUGACCUUCAGGUGAAUCGAGGCGACACGCGGGCCAGGAAAAGAAAACAGCGUGGAGGCGCAGAAUGGGAGCUAUCCAGAACCUGGGAGACUCUUGUGGAGGGUGCGGAUGGAACCAUCAAUUCCACCGUCGAGGGCCUUCUGGAGGCGGGCAAACGGAAAAGGCUCUUGAAAGAUACGACACCACUGCAGCGCGGGAUCAUUCGACACCUCAUCCUCGUAAUCGAUCUUUCACAGUCCAUGUCCGAGAAAGAUCUACGACCGACACGGUACCUUUUAACGCUCCGAUAUGCCCAGGAUUUUGUGAGAGAAUUCUUUGAGCAAAAUCCCAUUUCCCAGCUCGGCGUCCUCGGACUGAGAGAUGGUCUAGCCCUUCGCGUCAGUGAUAUGAGCGGCAAUCCCACGGAACAUCUCGCGGCCAUCCAAGCGCUAAAAACACAGGACCCCAAAGGUCUCCCUAGCCUUCAGAACGGGUUGGAUAUGGCACGUGGUGCGCUUUUCCAUACCCCAAGUCAUGGCACUCGUGAGGUGCUGAUCAUCUUCGGCUCUCUCCUCUCCUCUGACCCCGGGGAUAUCCACCAGACAAUAAGUACCCUGAUCAGCGAUAAGAUCCGAGUUGGGAUCGUCGGUCUUGCCGCGCAGGUUGCCAUCUGCCGUGAGCUCUGCACCAAAACGAAUGGCGGGGACGAGACAGCGUAUGGGGUGGCACUGAACGAACAACACUUCCGGGAGCUGAUGAUGGACGUAACGACACCCCCUGCUGCUUAUUCGCAAAAGGAAUCUGCGAGCUCUUUACUAAUGAUGGGGUUUCCGUCUCGGACGGUGGAGUCUAGCCCUUCUCUCUGCGCAUGUCAUUCGAAGCCCUCGCGAGGAGGCUAUCUCUGCUCACGAUGCAAUAGCAAACUUGAAGCCCCACGCAUCCUCCGCAUCCUCCGCAUCUCAGCUCUUCUUCAAACAUACAUCUCCCCAACAAUGGCGCAACCUUUAAUUCGGGACUUUGAGCGACUGCGGUCAUAUUCUUUCCAUACAGAUCCCGAAUUUGCCAAUGGUCUCUCAAUCAUACUCGGUCACCCCAACACCCCCGCCACUGAGGCGGAGAUGAAUCAGGAUGACGACCUUGUUUUACAAGCAAAAUGUUUCUUUUUCUCACGAAAAGAAAAACUCACCCCAGCUAUCGACUUUGCUGCAUUCAAGUCAUGGUUGUCGACACAGUCAAAGGAAAAGUCCCAAGCUCCAGACAGUCCAGAAAUCUCGUCGCAGGUAUCUGCUGGUGUGCCUACAGAACAGAACAUAGCAAAUUCAACCAAUGCAGAACCCGCGUAUCCGUCGUCCUUUGCACACAUCGUGGAGCUGAUCACAACUGGACAACCAAUCCCUGGAAUCCAAGAUAUACCAGAUACAGUGUUGACUGGUCAUGAUAUCUCGAGUGAGAAACCUCGACGGCGAAAACCCUGGGAGAAGGAGGAACUGGAAACUGCUCCUAAUGAGACUGCAGCUGGCGCUCCUUGA
Molecule: messenger RNA, 1557 nt
Organism: Penicillium nucicola
Lineage: Eukaryota; Fungi; Ascomycota; Eurotiomycetes; Eurotiales; Aspergillaceae
Product: TFIIH/NER complex subunit SSL1
Exons: 5
Coding region: 1-1557 (518 amino acids)
Biological process (GO): regulation of transcription by RNA polymerase II; nucleotide-excision repair
Cellular component (GO): transcription factor TFIIH holo complex
Source: RefSeq, a predicted model, not a curated record